Molecule: messenger RNA, 1644 nt
Organism: Piliocolobus tephrosceles (Ugandan red Colobus)
Lineage: Eukaryota; Metazoa; Chordata; Mammalia; Primates; Cercopithecidae
Gene: TSBP1
Product: testis expressed basic protein 1
Exons: 22
Coding region: 1-1644 (547 amino acids)
Source: RefSeq, a predicted model, not a curated record
AUGACAGUCUUGGAAAUAACUUUGGCUGUCAUCCUGACUCUCCUGGGACUUGCCAUCCUGGCUAUUUUGUUAACAAGAUGGGCACGACAUAAGCAAAGUGAAAUGUAUGUCUCCAGAUACAGUUCAGAACAAAGUGCUAGACUUCUGGACUAUGAGGAUGGUAGAGAGGGAUCCAAAAGAGACUACACACCAUCAACCAACUCUGUAGUGUCUACGGCAUCUAAGUUCUCCCUGGGACAAACAGAACUCAUUCUUGUUUUGAUGUGUUUUAUUUUAGCACUGUCUCGAUCAAGUAUUGGUAGUAUAAAAUGUUUAAAAACAAUUGAAGAACCUCUCUCCAGAACUGCAGGAGCCAUUAUGCAAUUCACAGCCCCUAUUCCUGGAGCUACAGGACCUAUCAAGCUCUCUCACAAAACCAUUGUGCAAACUCCAGGACCUAUUGUACAAUAUCCUGGACCCAAUGCUGGUCCACCUUCAGCACCCCGCGGUCCACCCGUGGCACCCAUAAUAAUUUCACAGAGAACCGCAAGUAAAAUACCUCAAGUUCACACUAUGGACAGUUCUGGAAAAAUCACACUGACUCCUGUGGUUAUAUUAACAGGUUACAUGGAUGAAGAACUUGCAAAAAAAUCUUGUUCCAAAAUCCAGAUUCUAAAAAGUGGAGGCACUGCAAGGUCUCAGAAUAGACAAGAAGAAAACAAGGAAGCACUAAAGAAUGACAUCAUAUUUACAAAUUCUGUUGAAUCCUUGAAAUCAACACACAUAAAGGAGCCAGAAAGAGAAGGAAAAGGCACUGAUUUAGAGAAAGACAAGAUAGGAAUGGAGGUCAAUAUAGACAGUGAUGCUAGAAUACCAAAAAGACAGGAAACCCAACUAAAAAUCAGUGAGACGAGUGUACCAAAAGGACAGGGAGCCCAAAUAAAGAAGAGUGUGUCAGGUGUACCAAGAGGACAGGAGUCCCAAGUAAAGAAGAGUGAGUCAGGUGUACCAAAAGGACAAGAAGCCCAGGUAACUAAGAGUGGGUUGGUUGUACUGAAAGGACAAGAAGCCCAGGUAGAGAAGAGUGAGAUGGGUGUGCCAAGAAGACAGGAAUCCCAAGUAAAGAGUGAUGAGUCGGGUGUCCCAAAGGGACAAGAAGCCCAGGUAAAGAAGAGUGUGUCAGUUGUACUGAAAGGACAGGAAGCCCAGGUAGAGAAGAGUGAGUUGAAGGUACCAACAGGACAAGAAGGCCAAAUAGAGAACAGUGAGGCAGAUGUGCCAAAGGAACAGGAGGUCCAAGAAAAGAAGAGUGAGGCAGGUGUACAGAAAGGACCAGAAUCCCAAGUAAAGAACACUGAAGUGAGCGUACCAGAAACACCGGAAUCCCAACUAAAGAAGAGUGAGUCAGAUAUAAUAAAAGGACAGGAAGCCCAAGAAAAGAAGGAGAAUUUUGAGGAUAAAGGAAAUAAUGAUAAAGAAAAGGAGAGAGAUGCAGAGAAAGAUCCAGGUAAAAAAGAAAAAGAUGAUAAAAACACAAAAAGUGACAAAGGAAAGGGCAAAGUUAAAGGAAAGCAAGAAUCAGAAAUCAGUGGUGAAAAAUCAAAAGGCUCAAAAAGGGCGAAGGCAAGUAAAGGAAAGAAGUACAACAAAAAAGCAGAAGAGUAA